GAUACGCCGCCGCAGAGCAAUUCGCGUCCCGGAAGCGGUGGCGGCGGCGGGGGAGGCAGAGGAGGCUAUCGGAUUUGCUACUUCGGAGAGGCCCUUGGAAGAGGCGCGUCCUAGGGGUGGGGCGGGCCUGAGGAAACGCCUCGGGGCCUAGUGGCUUUUCCAGUGGUCCCUGGCCGUCCCCGCCCCUCCCCCAGCAGCCCUGCGACCGGGAUGCAGACAUCAGAGCGUGAGGGGAGUGGGCCAGAGGUGAGCCCCAGCGCGAUGCCUGAGGCUCCCCUGGAGUCUCCAUCUGUCCCUACCAAGUCCCCGGCAUUUGAUCUUUUCAACUUGGUCCUGUCCUACAAGAGGCUGGAGAUCUACCUGGAACCCCUGAAGGAUGCAGGUGACGGUGUCCGGUACUUGCUCAGGUGGCAGACGCCUUUGUGUUCCUUGCUGACCUGUCUGGGCCUCAAUGUCUUGUUCCUCACUUUGAAUGAGGGUGCAUGGUACUCCGUGGGUGCCCUAAUGAUUUCAGUGCCCGCCCUUCUGGGCUACCUUCAGGAGGUUUGCCGGGCACAGCUGCCUGAGUCAGAGUUGAUGCGGAGGAAGUAUCACAGCGUGAGGCAGGAGGACCUCCAGAAAGUUCGCCUGUCUCGCCCCGAGGCUGUGGCUGAGGUGAAGAGCUUCCUGAUCCAGCUGGAGGCCUUCCUGAGCCGCCUGUGCCGCACCUGCGAGGCCGCCUACCGUGUGCUGCACUGGGAGAACCCCACCGCAUCCUCACAGUUCUAUGGGGCUCUUCUGGGCACAGUUUGCAUGCUUUAUCUGCUGCCCCUGUGCUGGGUCCUUGCCCUUUUAAACAGCACGCUCUUUCUGGGGAAUGUGGAGUUCUUCCGAGUGGUGUCUGAGUACAGGGCACGUCUGCAGCAGCGGCUGAACCCCAAGCAGAAAGACAGCGUCUUUGAGAGCCCGGCACUGCUGGAGGCUGGGGAAAAGUGUGCUGUGCGGGACUGCACACCUGCACCCACGCCCACAGAGGACCUCACGCCCGGCAGUGUGGAGGAGGCUGAGGAGGCUGAGCCCGAUGAGGAGUUCAAAGAUGCGAUUGAGGAGACUCACUUGGUGGUGCUGGAGGAUGACGAAGGUGCCCCGUGUCCAGCGGAAGACGAGCUGGUCCUACAGGACAACGGGUUUCUGAGCAAGAAUGAGGUACUGCGCAGCAAGGUGUCCCGGCUCACGGAGCGACUUCGCAAACGCUGCCCUUCCAACAACUUCGGGAACUGCACGGGCUGCUCGGCCACCUUCUCAGUGCUGAAGAAGAGGCGGAGCUGCAGUAACUGUGGAAACAGCUUCUGCUCUCGGUGCUGCUCUUUCAAGGUGCCCAAGUCCUCCAUGGGGGCCACAGCUACAUUUCCGUGUGAGGCCAAAUUUUCUUCAUAUACUGUGACCAAAACAACAUGCAACGACAGAUCGAAUGCAGAAGGAGUAAUCCCUACACCCAGCAUGGGGCUGAAACUCAGAACCGCGAGAUCAAGAGUUGCAUACUGCACCGACUGAGCCAGCCAGGGAGGUACCAUCCCUUAGAAGCCUUUCGGCUUCCCCCAGCUGGCUUUGGCUUGCGGUGAUUGGUGAGUUUGUGGCCAGUUCUUGUGCAUGUGUGCGAGUGACCCCUGCAGCCAGUCAUU
This is a messenger RNA of Mustela lutreola (European mink), 1661 nucleotides long. It is a transcript of the gene ZFYVE27, whose product is annotated as zinc finger FYVE-type containing 27. The coding region runs from base 211 to 1533 and encodes 440 amino acids. The record is from RefSeq and is a predicted model, not a curated record. Gene Ontology annotation, cellular component: endoplasmic reticulum tubular network; growth cone membrane. Gene Ontology annotation, molecular function: metal ion binding. The transcript is spliced from 15 exons. Gene Ontology annotation, biological process: neuron projection development; vesicle-mediated transport; neurotrophin TRK receptor signaling pathway. NCBI's taxonomy places the organism in Eukaryota, Metazoa, Chordata, Mammalia, Carnivora, Mustelidae.